Molecule: messenger RNA, 1124 nt
Organism: Aureobasidium uvarum
Lineage: Eukaryota; Fungi; Ascomycota; Dothideomycetes; Dothideales; Saccotheciaceae
Source: the annotation of a GenBank genome assembly
ACCCGCCGAGAUCAAUGGAGCGCGUAAGCCGUCGCGACAUCUUCACAUCGUUGCCAGCUAGAGUCCAAUGGUUGCAUUCGUUCCUGGAGUUCGGAACUGCUUUGAUAUCUGGUCAAAAGUACAUCAAAGCAGUCAUUCCCGCUAUCGUCAAUAUCGUGUAUAAGAAGCUUCUCAAAUACGACAUCACAGCUCGUGUCUUUGUCACAAGGGACAGCAAAGAUGAAGGUCCAGUCGAGAGUUGGCCUACGGAAGACAGUGCCCAGAUCGAGCACAGAAAGAUGGCAAGUCUAGGAUGUCAGCAACCGUGUUCAUCUAUAUCUGACUCUCUACAGUUUCUUAGAUGGUACCUCACAAAACUCAACUCAGACUGCACGCGAAUGGACUACUGGGAAUAUCUUGACAAAGUCGGGUACGUUGUUUGCCAAUCCGAUAAUCCAGCCAUAUCCAAACUUCGAACGUCAUCCACUCACACUUCUCCAACAGCNUUGAUGCACGUAGGCAGAGGUCGCCAGAACCCCCUCCAUGUCGACUAUGUCUUCCUAGGCGCAUGUCUAGGCUUCAUCCAAGACUCCCUCUUCGAAGCCAUCCUCUCCCACCCCCGCCUCGAAAUGCACCGCAAAAUCGCCAUCGUCAAAGCCCUCGGCAAAGUCAUCUGGAUCCAAAACGACCUCAUCGAACGAUGGCACAACACCGACGGCUCCGAGUUCAUCGAAGAAGAAGCCGACACGCUGCUAGGGCAAAUCCAAGAGGAGGAGCGCGAAGGCUAUCUCCACGGCAANAAAGUCCUCGGCGACGACGGCUCGUCUAUCAACACAAGCCGCACAGGCAGCAGCGGCAAGAGCACCGACAGCGGAAAAACAUCACUGGGUCGUCCGAUCGAAGAAGCCACACACCUUGGCGAUGGCAUGAGCAGAUGCCCGUUCAGCGGUAUGGCACGUUCAGGCCCCAACCCUGCGGACUUGGAGCGCCAGCGUGCGACAUCGACGCGCUCGCCGCGUGUCAAUGGCACAGCGCCCGAAGUCCUUCAACAGUAUCACUCCCCGGGGACCCCUCGUAUUCGCAUAAUUGAUGGCAAAACAGUGCUGAAGGAAAACCUGGACCCUCGCCCCUUCGAGUCUAACACG